Molecule: messenger RNA, 1171 nt
Organism: Oryza brachyantha (malo sina)
Lineage: Eukaryota; Viridiplantae; Streptophyta; Magnoliopsida; Poales; Poaceae
Product: hepatoma-derived growth factor-related protein 2-like
Exons: 1
Coding region: 193-843 (216 amino acids)
Source: RefSeq, a predicted model, not a curated record
UUCGCGAGCCAAAUCCUUGUCAAACUUGGCCAUCCAUCAUUAUUCCCAUCCCCUCCCCGCCUCGGCGACGCGCGGGCUGGGCUCGAGCUCCUCCAUUUGCGCACCUCACCUCACUUGCGCAAAAUUUAUAGUCCCAACGCGAGAUCGGGAGGGGACGGUGCAUGGUUUGUGGCGCCAGGAGCAGAGAUAAAUAUGGACGUGCUGGAUCACACGGAGGAUGAGGAGCAGCUGGAGGAGGAGGAGGAGGAGGAGGAGAGGAGGCGCUACGGCGGUGGGGGAGGAGGGAGAGGAUCGAGGUUCAGGUCGCGGCGGCAGAAGCGGAGGGCAGGCGGCAGUCACCACCAGCUGCUGCUCAUGGACUGCGUCGGCAGCGGGAAGGAGGGGGCGUCGUCGGAGGAGACGGUGCCGCUGCCGGAGUACGAGCGGCUGUCGCAGUCGGCGCGGCUCCCCGACGACACGGACCCCCUGAAGGGCGACGCCACGCAGCCGGCGACGCCGACGGCGCAGCAGAAGCAGCCGCAGACGCCGACCGCGACGCCGAAGCAGGCGGAGCGGAAGAAGCCGCCCAAGGAGCCCCCGUCCCCGCCGCGGUCGCAGCAGCCGAAGCCGGCCGCGUGGAGGCUGAUCGAGUACGUGCGGUCCAGGAACAAGUCCGGCGGCGGCGGCGCGGCCCCCGGGUGCAGCUCCUCGGACGGCGACUCCAAGAGCUCCGACGGCGAGAAGGAACCCGAAGACGGCGCCGGCGGCGAGGACGGCAACAAGGACAAGAAGGACAAGAAGAAGAAGCGCUCGUCGUGGCUUCCCGACCCCGAACGCCGGUGGCCGGUGCAGGGCUUCUACUAGCUCUCGCCCUCGCGCCAUCGCACGCCAUGGCUCUCACCACCGUCCCGUCAACUCGUCGUCGCUGCAGCUCAUUGCACCCGUGUACAAUUCGGUGCUAGAAUUCAAGACGUGCCCGUCCCUGACUCGUGUCUUCUUCUAUCGCUCCAUUUUUUUCUUCCAUAGUUCCAUUUCUCUCUCUUUUUUUCUCGCUUUGUGUAAUGUCGAUGGGAAGACGACGAGGUAAAAUCUCUCAAAUUUGGCUUGCUUUUGGCCACUUUGUGUUUCGGGUUGGGUUAAGUAUAAACCUUCCCAACUUAAUGUACUGUAAUAAUGUAGAAAUGUUCAUUGG